AUGUCGAAGUGCUGUAAGCUUUCUGACCACACUGUUUGCAAGAUUUACAACGAUAUUGUUCAUGUCAGUUUGGAAUCAAAUUUCACCCCAAGGAUAUCAACUUCGCCCUCAGCACUGCCAGAAGAAGACCCAAGCAUCAGAGGUGCUGGCUUCACUCACCAGCUGCACGAAGACGUGAUGCUUAACUGUUCUUCUCCACGGUCCCAGCCUCCAGCUUCUCUUACGUUCUACGUCAACCAGGAACUGGCAGACCCGAGCUGGUUGAUUACUUACCCGCCCCUGGAAGACCCAGAGACAGGUCUGGAGACCGCGAUACUAGGUCUGCGCUUUCCUCUACGGCCAAGACUGCUGCGCCGAGGCAGCAUCUCCAUCAAGUGCACAGCAUCCAUCUUCAACCUCUACUUUAAGAGCACCGAGGCCUCAGUCCACGCUGACGUGCCUUUCCACGCCUCUAUCAUGGUGGACCGAGCAGCCACAGGCCUAGGAGUUCCAGGGAUAACCUCCAAUGUGUUUUUUUUAGUGGUUUCGUGUCUGCUUCUCUUGCUACUUACACAUUAGGGAUUUUAACUGCCAGCCAUUUGUUACUCAGUGGCGUGGAGCCGCUGGGAAAUUAGUGCGUGUUUGCUAGACUCCACAUGACAACAUAUGCAAGUGGCCUAAGGUGCAGUAGAUGAACGAACAUCGAAGUGUUUACGGGGCAGACGAUACCAGUGUUUUGUGAUUUCUAUAUAGGACUUUGAAAGCAAAUUCAUACACUUACAUAUAUAUAAAAACAUUCAACAGUAUUUCCCGGAGUCCAUCGUCAGAGAAGUGUUAGCCUAUUUUCUAUACUUUAUGUUUGUUCUUACUCUCUAUAUUAUCAUCAAGAUGAAUUAAAUGAAGUUAUUGUGACUAUUAUACACAUAUAUUCAAGUAAUAUUUUCCACAUCUAGUAAGAGAUCUUCCUGUUGUGUAUCAUGUUAAACAUCCCGCUGGUGUUUCUGAAUGACAUAACAAGACGGAGUAGCCGCACAACCUUGGCUGGAACAAUUCACAGCUAAGCCACUUCAGUAAGAGAAAAUUAUAGACAGCGUUUUGAUCACUCCUGACUCAGGAUGAACUGAAACACUGUUUUUUAUAUUCUCUCUAUAUUAUGGGUUAGUUGUGUAUAACGACGAGUGGAUUCCCUGAAAACACAGACUCUUCUGGCCUGCUCAGUGUCCAUCUACAAUGUCUAGAUGCUGAUGGUUCAUUCUACAGUAUUUACGCAUAAUAUUUUUCUCGAAAACGUUCUUCCCCCAUUUUGAUAUAUUGUAAUGUAAGUUAAAUGAG
Molecule: messenger RNA, 1311 nt
Organism: Cherax quadricarinatus
Lineage: Eukaryota; Metazoa; Arthropoda; Malacostraca; Decapoda; Parastacidae
Source: RefSeq, a predicted model, not a curated record